AAGGCACCAUAAAAUUUUCGUAAUUAUAUAAACACUGCAUUACAUAAUCACACCCAAUAACCUCCUUUCAAGAACAAAACAGACUAUCCUCCUUUCACAAAAAUCAGAAGGGCACUUUCAUCUAAUUUUCCCUUGAUUAUGGUUCUUUUUCUUGGCGUAGCUCAUGUUAAGGGGAUAAGUUCCCCCCUAAACAGAGCAUUCUCCAAUGUCAGUGCAUCGGAACUCCAAAUACCGGACAUAGCGAGGCGUGCAAGAAAAAUGCCAGCGGGAGUUGUUCAGUUCACUGUACAAGGAACAUAUGCCCCCUUCCUUGCUGGACUUCACUGCACUCGAGUUCCAUUGGGUUCACCGCCAUUGGAAUUCCACGUCCAGAUAGACACCGACAGUGAAAUUUCAUGGGUCAGUUGUGCAUUGUGCAAUGGCUGCCCACUAUCUAGCGGAUUUCCGUUCCACCUUCAAUUCUUCAACCCGCAAAGCUCCUCUACAUCUUCAUUUAUCCCAUGCUCGGAUCAUCGGUGUGCUUCCCACAACCAUGAAUGUUCAAGCAGUAAUAAUAUAUGCAAAUACAACUUUUCAUAUGGUGAUGGUGGGGAGACAGCAGGUUACCACAUUGCUGACAAAAUUCAUUUGGAUAUGAUUAAUGGAAAUAAAUCUGCUUCAAGUGUGAUUCCCAUUGUAUUUGGGUGUAGUACUUAUCAGCUCGGAUAUUUGACACAAAGCAACCUGGCACUUGAUGGGAUCUUCGGGUUUAAUCGAAAUAAAAUGUCCAUUAUCUCGCAGCUCUCCUCCGAAGGUGUCGUCCCAAAAGUAUUCUCCCACUGCCUAAAAGGUGGAGAGGGCAAUUUUUUUUGUGCUUGGUGAGGCAGUCGGGUUGAAUCUCAUGUGGACUCCCCUCGCUCCACCCAAACUUCACUACACUCGAGUUCUAUUGGGUUCACCGCCAUUGGAAUUCCACGUCCAGAUAGACACUCGCAGUGAAAUUUCAUGGGUCAGUUGUGCAUCGUGCAAUGGCGGUCCACUAUCUAGCGGAUUUCUGUUCCACCUUCAAUUCUUCAACCCGCAAGGCUCCUCUACAUCUUCGUUUAUCCCAUGCUCGGAUCAUCGAUGUGCUUCCCACAACCCUGAAUGUUCAAGCAGUAAUAAUCUAUGCAAAUACGACAUUACAUAUGGAGAUGGUGGGGAGACAGGAGGUUACUACAUUGCGGACAACAUUCAUUUGGAUAUGAUUAAUGGUAAUAAAUCUGCUUCAAGUGUGAUCCCCAUUGUAUUCGGCUUUUCUCCGAAGGUGUCAUCCCAAAAGUAUUCUCCCACUGCCUAAAAGAUGGAGAGGGCAGUUUUUUUGUGCUUGGUGAGGCAAUCAGGUUGAAUCUCAUGUGGACUCCCCUCGCUCCACACAAACUUCACUACACUCGAGUUCUAUUGGGUUCAGCGCCAUUGGAAUUCCACGUCCAGAUAGACACUGGCAGUGAAAUUUCAUGGGUCAGUUGUGCAUCGUGCAAUGGCUGUCCACUAUCUAGCGGAUUUCUGUUCCACCUUCAAUUCUUCAACCCGCAAAGCUCCUCUACAUCUUCAUUUAUCCCAUGCUCGGAUCAUCGGUGUGCUUCCCACAACCAUGAAUGUUCAAGCAGUAAUAAUAUAUGCAAAUACAACUUUUCAUAUGGUGAUGGUGGGGAGACAGCAGGUUACCACAUUGCUGACAAAAUUCAUUUGGAUAUGAUUAAUGGAAAUAAAUCUGCUUCAAGUGUGAUUCCCAUUGUAUUUGGGUGUAGUACUUAUCAGCUCGGAUAUUUGACACAAAGCAACCUGGCACUUGAUGGGAUCUUCGGGUUUAAUCGAAAUAAAAUGUCCAUUAUCUCGCAUCUCUCCUCCGAAGGUGUCGUCCCAAAAGUAUUCUCCCACUGCCUAAAAGGUGGAGAGGGCAAUUUUUUUUGUGCUUGGUGAGGCAGUCGGGUUGAAUCUCAUGUGGACUCCCCUCGCUCCACCCAAACUUCACUACACUCGAGUUCUAUUGGGUUCACCGCCAUUGGAAUUCCACGUCCAGAUAGACACUCGCAGUGAAAUUUCAUGGGUCAGUUGUGCAUCGUGCAAUGGCGGUCCACUAUCUAGCGGAUUUCUGUUCCACCUUCAAUUCUUCAACCCGCAAGGCUCCUCUACAUCUUCGUUUAUCCCAUGCUCGGAUCAUCGAUGUGCUUCCCACAACCCUGAAUGUUCAAGCAGUAAUAAUCUAUGCAAAUACGACAUUACAUAUGGAGAUGGUGGGGAGACAGGAGGUUACUACAUUGCGGACAACAUUCAUUUGGAUAUGAUUAAUGGUAAUAAAUCUGCUUCAAGUGUGAUCCCCAUUGUAUUCGGCUUUUCUCCGAAGGUGUCAUCCCAAAAGUAUUCUCCCACUGCCUAAAAGAUGGAGAGGGCAGUUUUUUUGUGCUUGGUGAGGCAAUCAGGUUGAAUCUCAUGUGGACUCCCCUCGCUCCACACAAACUUCACUACACUCGAGUUCUAUUGGGUUCAGCGCCAUUGGAAUUCCACGUCCAGAUAGACACUGGCAGUGAAAUUUCAUGGGUCAGUUGUGCAUCGUGCAAUGGCUGUCCACUAUCUAGCGGAUUUCUGUUCCACCUUCAAUUCUUCAACCCGCAAGGCUUCUCUACAUCUUCAUUUAUCCCAUGCUCGGAUCAUCGGUGUGCGUCCCACAACCCUGGAUGUUCAAGCAGUAAUAAUAUAUGCAAAUACAACAUUACAUAUGGAGAUGGUGGGGAGAUAGCAGGUUACUACAUUGCGGACAACAUUCAUUUGGUUAUGAUUAAUGGUAAUAAAUCUGCUUCAAAUGUGAUCCCCAUUGUAUUCGGGUGUAGUACUUAUCAGCUCGGAUAUUUGACACAAAGCAACCUAGCACUUGAUGGGAUCUUCGGGUUUAAUCGAAAUAAAAUGUCCAUUAUCUCGCAGCUCUCCUCCGAAGGUGUCGUCCCAAAAGUAUUCUCCCACUGCCUAAAAGGUGGAGAGGGCAAUUUUUUUUGUGCUUGGUGAGGCAGUCGGGUUGAAUCUCAUGUGGACUCCCCUCGCUCCACCCAAUUGAGAUACGAAUGGCUGCACAAAUACCACUUAUGGAUCCGGUUGAUUGGUCUGUGCUGGUGAUGCCACGUUACGCGCAUCGAGCGGACCUUGUCUGGAAUGAUGCUACAUCCAUGGAUGACAAGUUGAGGUGUAAUGUAUAUUGUUCAAUGGUGUACAAAGACGGCCCGCGUCACCCGGGAGUGGUAGCGUUGCUGAAGGCCUCCGGCUUUUACGGCGUCGACUGCAUCGGAAGGUUGCAGUUAGACUGGUCGCUUAUUACGGCGUUGGUUGAGCGAUGGAGACCAGAGACACGCUUUUCAUUUGCCUUUUGGUGAGAUGGGCAUCACCUUACAGGACGUAGAAGUGUUGUUGGGGUUGCCCAUCGACGGAGAACCACUGUCCGGACCUAGGACGAACUCGAAAGCACUUUGGAUGCAAAUGUGCACGGACUUCACCGGUUUCACGCCAAACAACAACGACUUAAACACAUCUGUAAUAAGAAUGAAUGCCCUACAACGUUGGCCGGUACAUCAGCACAGCACAAAUGAGGAACUCAUCACAUACACGAGGGUGCUCAUUUGGCAACUACUAGGUGGGUUAUUGUUCCCCUCCACUACCGGGAACAAAAUAAAAUUGUACUUUUUAGAGUUGUUGCAGGGACCGCUCGGUGAAGCACAACGGUGGAGUUGGGGCUCAGCAGUAUUGGGGUUCCUGUAUUACAACAUGUGCAAGGCCGCCAAAGCGAACAGGAGAAAUAUUGGGGGAUGCUUGCUUCUAUUGCAGAUUUGGGCGUGGGAGAGAUUGUCCAUGGUGCGGCCGCGAAACGUUUUGCCAUAUGAGAAUCUACAGGAUAUGCCCUAUGGGUGCAGGUGGGCAUGUCGCCACAAUUGGGAACAAAGUUCUCGGUAUACUCUACGUAUUUAUCGAGAUCAGUUGGACGGGAUCCGAGAGAACGAGUUCGUGUGGCUCUCAUACGCAUUACAAGCCCUCCCCAGGUUCUGCGUCGCGGGGGUAGAUUUGUGGACAUCUAAUGUCAUGCUUAUAUAUUGUGACAUUUCUGAGAUGUACUACCCCGGUAGAUUUUGUCGUCAAUUCGGUGCAAUGCAACAUAUUCCUCCCGCAGCGGAAUCACAAGCUAGCCACCAUGCAAGUGGUGCAAAAAAUUCUGGAUGGCCAUUGACACUAUGGGCGGCGAGGCACAAUCGUCGUAUCGCAAUUGAGUUCGUUGAUCAUCCCACCUACACUCCUGCAUACCGUGAAUGGUACGCAGAUGUCGGGAAACGACGGAUUUGCAAUCCGUUACAUGGUCGGCCUACAACGGGUUAUGUAACUACUAACAGGGAGACAAGUACACUAAUGCAAUGUAUGGGCGAUAACUAUCGGCGCAUGGCAGCUCCAUUUGACGUCGAAGACAUCCGCGAGCAAAUUGCACGAUGCCUUACAGGAUUAGGUGCCGAGAAUGUGCUUCAUCAAGACAUCAUUUUCUAUGGGGAUGCCCAUGAUGAUGCAGUGGAUGAUCAUCCUCCACUUCGGAAAGACCGUAGAAGAGUCGCGGCCACUAGAGGUCGGCGUUACGGACGCGGUUAUGUUGCUCCACACGUCCACAAUGAUGAUGGUGAUGAUGAUAAUCACGAUGAUGAUAAUGAUGAUGACGAGGAGGAGAAAGAGGAUGGCGAAGAUGGUGGUGAAGAAGAAGAAGAAGGACAACCAUCUUCACAUAUUCAUUCACACAUCCCUUCCCCAUCUCAUGUACCUAAUCAUCACUCUACACCGACUAGUGCAUACAUUCCGACGUUUGAUGCGCCAUCGUUUAUUCCACAUGUACAGCCUACAUAUGAGACAUGUCCGACCUUUUUAAAUUCACCAAUUGAUUGGUUGAACAACUUAUUAGGAUCACAUGUACAUAGUGGGGUGGGGCAAGAAGCAGGGCCAAGCACACAACCGCCAAUUGAACAUAGGCCGAGACGGGAUAUACAUUCUCGACGUUGUGGGACAGGGAGUCACUUCGUGAUGCCAGAUCGACACUAUGAAUCUGAUGAAUCAGAAUAGUUGUAUGUAAUUAGUUUUAUCAAUUAUGAAUUGAAUUUGUACUUUUAAAUUAUCAAUCGAAUUUGAUAUUAUGUUAUUAUUAUCAGAUACUUUUACUAUUACGUUUCAAUAAUUCAAUGAUUCAAUUGAUAAUUUUGAAUUAAGUUAUCAAUUGAAUUUGUAAUUUGUAGUAAUUUGUAGUAAUUUGUAGUCCU
Messenger RNA from Cuscuta europaea, 5291 nucleotides. The record is from the annotation of a GenBank genome assembly. NCBI's taxonomy places the organism in Eukaryota, Viridiplantae, Streptophyta, Magnoliopsida, Solanales, Convolvulaceae.